Molecule: messenger RNA, 3098 nt
Organism: Cicer arietinum (chickpea)
Lineage: Eukaryota; Viridiplantae; Streptophyta; Magnoliopsida; Fabales; Fabaceae
Product: putative E3 ubiquitin-protein ligase LIN
Source: RefSeq, a predicted model, not a curated record
UGAGUUUUUUUUUCUUUCUAUAUUUUCUAAAAGAAUGUCAUUGAACCUCUUCUUCUUGCUUCAAAAUCUUCUUCAUUCAAUCCAAUCACCAAAAAAAUAUGGCUUUUUCACAACAACAUGCAAAAGGGUUGCUUCCACAACAACCACUUUCUUCAUAUAUUUGCCAUGAUCCAAGAAGCUUAAAAGGUUCUUCUUCAUCUCAAUUCCAAAGGGUUGCUUCAGCUUCAUCAGAAGAUUCAAGAAUGGUUGGAACAUUGGUGGAUGAAGCUUCUAUAUCAACAAUGAUUGGUAUUCUUAGUGGUUACAUAGGAAGAUAUGUAAAAGAUGAAACUUUUAGGAGAACCAUAAGAGAGAAAUGUUCUUCUUUCUUAGAUAGAACAAAAACAAGAAAUGAUUUAGGUGAUGAUGAAAAUGAGAUAUUUGUGAAAAUGGAAUUUUGUAUUGAGAAAAUUGAUAGAUUGAUAUUAAAAAUUCAAGGAACAAAGAAAAAUGUGACAAUGAUGAAAAGCUUAAGAAAUUCCAUUGAGCUUUUAACCAAAGUUUCUUCUUUGAAUUCUCAAUCUUAUUUUUCAUCUUUUGCUCAACUUUACAUAGCAAUAGCUUAUAAGUUGCAAAAAAAUGAAAAACUUUGUUCAAAGCAUUUACUUCAAGUGUUUUGUUGUUCUCCAAAUUUGGCUAGAACUUACCUUCUUAAUGACCUUUGGAACCAUUUGUUUCUUCCUCAUCUUCUUCAUCUUAAAAUUUGGUACACUAGUGAACUUGAAUAUCUUUCAAAUGAUGGUGAAAAAGACAAGAAAAUGAAAGUGUUGAAUAAAGUUUACAAUGAAAAAAUGGAUAGUGGAACUUAUCUUUUUGGUAUGUAUUAUAAGCAAUGGCUUAAAGUUAGUGGUGCUAGUGAGCUUCCUCUUCCUAUUGUCUCUUUGCCAUCAAGACCAAGUUAUUGUAGAUCAUCAAGAAGAAUGUCUUCAGAUUCUACCAUUUCAAAUUCUUCCAUUAACCCAAACUUAUACAAGGCAGUGUUUGGCCUCAAACAAGAGCAGCACAAAAGUACUAGUCUUGGUAACCAAAAUGGAGUUUUGACACUAAGGAAGAGCUUAGAGAUUGAUAAAAAACUAUAUGGAGAUGAUUACUACAAAUGCAGUUUGAUUCAGAAAGAAGACAGCAUAUCAUUUGAAAGAUCAUCGAACCGAAUCGACAAGAAUCAACCUCAACAAAGAUUGGACUAUUUCAAGUGUUUGUCUUGCAGGUUCACACCAACAGAAACCUCAACAAAAAUCAACUACAUUAAAUCCAAGAAUGCUUCAAGCAUUCUUUCAACUGAUUUAGUUGAAGCUAUUACAACAAUAUGUUCAUCAGACAUUCUAACCGAAUGCGAAUUCGCUAUUCGGGUGAUUACAAAAGCAUGGUUGAACUCACCUGGUGAUCCUCUCAUUGAAGAAGCAUUAACACAACAUAGUGUAGUUGAAGGCAUACUAGAAGUGUUAUUAGUCUCAACAGAAGAUGAAAUUCUUGAACUUAUCAUAUCAAUUUUGGCAGAAUUAAUAACAAGAAAUGAUGCAAUUAGACAAAUAAUACUAAAUUCUGAUCCACAAUUAGAAAUAUUUGUGAGACUAUUAAGAAGCACAAGUCUUUUUCUUAAGGCUGCAAUUCUUCUUUAUCUGUCAAAACCAAUGGCAAAACAAAUGAUAUCAUCAGAAUGGGUGGCAUUGAUACUUAGAGUGUUGGAAUUUGGAGACAAAUUUCAAACACUUUUCACAGUUCAAUGUAGUCCUCAAGUUGCAGCAUUUUACAUUUUGGACCAGCUUUUGAAUGGUUUUGAUGAAGACAAGAAUUUGGAGAAUGCUAGACAGCUUCUUUCACUUGGUGGAUUGACACUUCUUGUGAAGAGGAUUGAAGGAGGUGAGAUUCAUGAGAGGAACGAAUCGGCUUCGAUGCUUUCGUGCUGCGUUCGAGCCGAGGGAAGCUGUAGAAGCUAUUUGGCUGAUAAUGUUAAUAAGAGUUCAUUGCUUGAACUCAUUGUUCUUGGAUGGAAACAAAAUUCAAGUGGUUUUGCUUUGUCUGUGAUUUUUGAGUUGCUUUUCCUUGAUAGAAGAAGCAAGAUUUUGAAGUUCUUAAGAGGACUUAAAGAAGGAUGGAGUGGAUUAAACACAAUGCACAUUUUCUUCACUUACCUUCAAAAGGCUCCACAAGAAGAAAGACCUUUAGUUGCUGUGAUAUUAUUGUUGCUUGAUCUUAUGGAAGAUAAUUUCAAGGGAAGCAUAUAUAGAGAAGAAGCUAUUGAUGCAAUUGUAGCUGCAUUAAAUUGUGAAAUGUGUAAUGAUAGAGUUCAACAACAAUCAGCAAAAGCUCUACUCUUAUUAGGAGGCCAAUUUUCUUAUGCAGGGGAAUCAUUGAUGGAAAAAUUGCUUUUACAAAAAGCAGGUUUCCAAGAAAUUUGUUUAGAUGAUUCAUUUCUUCCUUGCAAGGAAAUUGUUGUUUUUGAUUCAAUUCACAAGAAUAAAGAGGAAGAAGAAAGUGAGAGUUGGCAAAAAAGAGUAGCAUGUGUUUUGUUCAAAAGUGGAAAUAGGAAAUUGCUAUCUGCACUUGCAAAUUCUGUAGCCAAUGGUAUCCCAUGUUUAGCACGUGCAAGCCUUACAACUAUUUCAUGGAUCACUAGCUACCUCCAUUUAAUUCAAGAUACAACAAAUUUGCCACCAAUUGCUUUUUCAAUCUUGACCCCAAUUUUGCUUCAAUCAUUGAAUUAUGAUUAUGAUGUUGAAGAAAGAGUUUUAGCUUCAUAUUCAUUGUUGCAUCUUACAAAAAAUUCAGGAUGUGUCUCUAUGCUCCCAUCACUAAACAAAGAGUCACUCACACAUCUCAGAAAUCUCUCCCUAGUGACGUGGACUGCCAAUGAGCUUAUCUCAAUAUUCUCAAAAAGAAGUAUGCAAUUAACACAAUAAUAUGCAAACAUCAUAUUUGUUGAAUCUCUCAAUCAAUGUAUUUUCUUCUUAUUAAAUAUCAUUAUUAUUCCUUUUCACAUAAGUGUGAUUGAUUGUAACCAUUCUUGAGUUUUGUAUAGUUUUUUUUAUAAUAAAUAUGGUAUUGUUGCAAUAUAUCAA